GCCUUCCGGCGCGCCUCCCCGGCCUCCACCAGGUUCGGGACGCCAUGGCUGCGCCGCCGGCCUCCAUGAGCGCUACCCCUUCGCCCUUGCAAUCCACUGUGGCCCCAGACGUGCCUGGUCGCCCGGCCGAGCAGAGCGAAACAGCGUGCGAGGACCGUAGCAAUGCCGGGUCCUUGGACAGACUCCUCCCACCAGUGGGUACUGGGCGCUCACCCCGGAAGCGCACCACCAGCCAGUGCAAGUCAGAGCCACCCCUGCUUCGCACAAGCAAACGUACCAUCUACACAGCUGGGCGGCCACCAUGGUACAAUGAACAUGGUACACAGUCCAAGGAGGCCUUUGCCAUUGGCUUAGGAGGUGGCAGUGCAUCUGGGAAGACCACUGUGGCCAGGAUGAUCAUUGAGGCGCUAGAUGUGCCCUGGGUGGUCCUGCUGUCCAUGGACUCCUUCUAUAAGGUUCUGACACAGCAGCAGCAGGAACAGGCUGCCUGCAACAAUUUCAACUUUGACCACCCUGAUGCCUUCGACUUCGAUCUCAUCAUUUCUACCCUUAAGAAACUAAAGCAGGGCAGGAGUGUCCAAGUACCCAUCUAUGAUUUCACCACCCAUAGCCGGAAAAAGGACUGGAAAACACUGUAUGGUGCAAAUGUCAUCAUCUUUGAGGGUAUCAUGGCCUUUGCUGAUAAGACACUGUUGGAGCUCCUGGACAUGAAGAUCUUUGUGGACACAGACUCUGAUAUCCGACUGGUACGGCGGCUGCGCAGGGACAUCAGUGAGCGAGGCCGGGACAUUGAGGGUGUCAUUAAGCAGUACAACAAGUUUGUCAAACCUGCUUUUGAUCAGUAUAUCCAACCUACCAUGCGCCUGGCAGAUAUUGUGGUGCCCAGAGGGAGCGGGAACACAGUAGCCAUUGACCUGAUUGUGCAGCAUGUUCACAGCCAGCUGGAAGAGGGCCGCGUUGGCCUCUGCUCACCAGUGCCACCCCCUUCCCCAAACACUGAGUGUCCUCAAGAGUACACCACAGGUACGAGGCAUGCACACCAUCAUCAGCCUGCUUGUUCUACCACCAGGGACAAGGAGACUAGCCGGGAUGAAUUCAUUUUCUACUCCAAAAGACUGAUGCGGCUGCUUAUUGAACAUGCACUGUCCUUCUUACCCUUUCAGGACUGCACAGUACAGACUCCACAGGGGCAGGACUACGUGGGAAAGUGUUACGCUGGAAAGCAGAUCACCGGUGUGUCAAUUCUGCGUGCGGGAGAAACCAUGGAACCUGCACUGCGUGCCGUGUGCAAAGAUGUGCGCAUUGGCACUAUCCUCAUCCAGACCAACCAGCUCACCGGGGAGCCUGAGCUCCAUUACCUCAGACUUCCCAAGGAUAUUAGUGAUGACCAUGUGAUCCUGAUGGACUGCACAGUAUCCACAGGUGCUGCAGCCAUGAUGGCUGUACGUGUACUCCUGGACCAUGAUGUGCCUGAGGACAAGAUCUUUUUGCUAUCCCUGCUCAUGGCAGAGAUGGGUGUGCAUUCUGUGGCCUAUGCAUUCCCACGUGUGAGAAUCAUCACCACAGCUGUGGACAAGCGUGUCAAUGACCUUUUCCGUAUCAUCCCAGGCAUUGGGAACUUUGGUGAUCGCUACUUUGGGACAGAUGCAGUCCCUGAUGGCAGUGAUGAGGAGGAGGCAGCCUCUAUGGGUUAGUUCCCUCUCCGAGCUACUCUUAUUUCUACCCAGCCUUCUGUCUCCUGGUCUGGAAUUGCAGAGACAACACAUUAACUUAUUAUGGUUAAAAAUGUUACCAAUAAUAAUAAUCAGCUUACACAUUUUAUAAAAUAAAAUAAAGCUUUAGAAAAUGAUGAUAUGCUGGGCAGUGGUGGCACAUGCCUUUAAUCCCAGCACUUGGGAGGCAGAGGUAGGAGGAUUUCUGAGUUCAAGGCCAGCCUGGCCUACAGAGUGAGUUCCAGGACAGCCAGGGCUACACAGAGAAACCCUGUCUCGAAAAACAAAAACAAAAACAAAAAAAUAAAAAGGAUGUGGCAGAAUGUA
Messenger RNA from Apodemus sylvaticus (European woodmouse), 2039 nucleotides. It is a transcript of the gene Uckl1, whose product is annotated as uridine-cytidine kinase 1 like 1. The transcript has 14 exons. Gene Ontology annotation, cellular component: cytoplasm. NCBI's taxonomy places the organism in Eukaryota, Metazoa, Chordata, Mammalia, Rodentia, Muridae. The record is from RefSeq and is a predicted model, not a curated record. Bases 45 to 1694 code for a protein of 549 amino acids. Gene Ontology annotation, molecular function: kinase activity; ATP binding.